Colletotrichum phormii is the source of this 430-nucleotide messenger RNA. RefSeq lists its product as uncharacterized. Bases 63 to 263 code for a protein of 66 amino acids. The record is from RefSeq and is a predicted model, not a curated record. The transcript has a single exon. NCBI's taxonomy places the organism in Eukaryota, Fungi, Ascomycota, Sordariomycetes, Glomerellales, Glomerellaceae.
GUGCCAGAGUGGUUAAUGGGUGUGCCUCGAACUAUAUCAUCUUCUGAUGAUGCUUCUAGCACAUGGCUUCGGUCGCGCAAGUUCGAAUCUUGUCUUCGUCGAUGUUUUUUUUUGUUGUGGUUUUUUUUGGGGGAUGUGUGUGGAUUUUUGGUGUCCACAGCUUGGGAAGGACCCACUGCACUGGGCCUUGGGUAGCCGUACUUCCAACUAGUAUCCUCUCUUCUAGUUGUUAUGUUGUGUUGUGCCGUUGCUGGCCGAACUGAGGACACCAACUUGGACAAGAUAGAACGAUUUUUGGCCAGCUUUGAGUGAGAUGCAUGUGCUUAUUAAGGCUGCAGGAGAGAACGCGACAGGUGGACGGCGUUCUUCUGUUCUCUCAGUGACCUGCAAACGUCUUGGGUAUCUCUAUAAACAUAGUUGCAUUUUAAGC